This is a messenger RNA of Cyphomyrmex costatus, 1383 nucleotides long. RefSeq names its product homeotic protein empty spiracles. The transcript has 3 exons. Gene Ontology annotation, molecular function: DNA-binding transcription factor activity, RNA polymerase II-specific; RNA polymerase II cis-regulatory region sequence-specific DNA binding. Gene Ontology annotation, cellular component: nucleus. Lineage: Eukaryota; Metazoa; Arthropoda; Insecta; Hymenoptera; Formicidae. Gene Ontology annotation, biological process: brain development; neuron differentiation; regulation of transcription by RNA polymerase II. The record is from RefSeq and is a predicted model, not a curated record. The coding region runs from base 1 to 1383 and encodes 460 amino acids.
AUGAUGCCGCUCGCGCCGACGCCAAUCGUCCCGGUGCCUUCUAAGCCGAAGAUCGGCUUUAGCAUCGACUCGAUCGUCGGCGGCGGGCAAGGAGGCCGUGAGGCGGAUCGCCUGGACCGCCUGGAGCGAGUUGAAAUCGAUGGCAGUCCGAUGGAGAUAGUUGAGGGCUCGUCCUCGCCGCGGUCGCGCCGGGUCGCCACGAGAUCGCCCGGUGCUCAUUCUGAAGGCUCCGAUCGACCAGUUUCUAGGAGUUCGUCUGUAGAAUCGUAUCCGAAUUCACGACGGACACCGUCGCACGCCACUAUUGGUAGUGGCGGCGGCGGCGGCGGCGGAGGAGGUCAUCAUCACCUUCAUGGUACCAAUCACCAUGGUAUUCCGCAUCAUCACAAUCUGACAGCGACACAUCUAGACUUUAGUCGAACAACUGUUCAUAGCCAUAGCGGCGGCUCCACGCCCAACAACAGCCCCAGUCCGCCGCACAGGAUACCACACGGGGAUUCACCGGUCGGGUCGCAUCCCCAACCGCCCCCAGGGGUGGUCAGGCCCAGCCCGAACUACCUCGCGCCACCACCUAGCGCCGCGACGGCCGCGGUCAUGGCCGCGGAGCAGCUCAAGUCUCUAUAUGGACUACCAGCCAGCCACAGUCCCGCGGGACCGCAGACUGGUCAAAAUGAAUAUCACACGCAGCAAUUGGCUUUAGCUGCCAAUUUGGCUGCGGCCCAGCACUUCCAGGCGGCGAAUAUCGCGGUGGCGCUCCAAGCGCAUCACGGCGCGACGCCCCAUGGACCGCCACAUGGGCCUUAUCCGCAUGGUGGGACCCCCGGCGGGCCACAUCCACCUCCUCAUCCUCAUCAACCGCCUAGAGACAGCUAUCCCCUAUACCCUUGGUUACUCUCGAGGCAUGGUAGAAUUUUUCCACACAGAUUUCCUGGAGGUCCUGACAUACCCGGCUUCUUACUUCAACCCUUCAGGAAGCCGAAGAGAAUAAGGACAGCCUUCAGUCCAAGCCAACUGCUCAAGCUGGAACACGCCUUCGAGAAAAAUCACUACGUCGUCGGCGCAGAAAGAAAACAGUUGGCGCAAGCGUUAUCAUUGACCGAAACUCAGGUGAAAGUAUGGUUCCAGAAUCGGCGGACAAAACAUAAGCGAAUGCAACAGGAAGAAGAGGCGAAGGCUCAACAGCAAUCUGGUGGUGGAGGUGGUGGUGGCGGAGGCGGUGGUGGAGGUGGUAACGGAAAUGCGAACAACAAUAGUAACAACAAAAACACGCAUCACGUUAGCAAAUGGCAGCAAGAGACCGGCGACUAUCAUCACGAGGACGAGGAUGAAGAGGAACACAUCGAUCCGGAAGCCGAGGAAUGCUCAAGUGGCUCUGAAGCGUAG